This is a messenger RNA of Psammomys obesus (fat sand rat), 719 nucleotides long. It is a transcript of the gene Plac8, whose product is annotated as placenta associated 8. Gene Ontology annotation, biological process: positive regulation of transcription by RNA polymerase II. The transcript has 5 exons. The record is from RefSeq and is a predicted model, not a curated record. The coding region runs from base 115 to 453 and encodes 112 amino acids. Lineage: Eukaryota; Metazoa; Chordata; Mammalia; Rodentia; Muridae.
GCUGAUCAGUUCUCCCCUCCUCAGAGCCUCCACUUGGAGUAAGAGUCAACCUCAAACCACAAGACACUUCCUGCUCCGAAGCUUUUUAACUGCUUUUGAGACCUCACAUUGAAGAUGGCUCAGGCAACAACAGUCGUCGUGACUCAACCUGGAUUUGUUCGUGCUCCUCAAAAUUCCAACUGGCAGACCGGCCUGUGUGAUUGCUUCAGCGAUUGCGGAGUCUGCCUCUGUGGGCUGUUUUGCUUUACGUGUCUCGGAUGUCAAGUGGCAGCCGACAUGAAUGAAUGCUGCUUGUGUGGGACGACAGUGGCAAUGCGGACCCUCUACCGAACCCGAUACGGCAUUCCCGGCUCUAUUUGUGAUGAUUACAUGGCCACCUUAUGCUGUCCUGUUUGCUCUCUGUGCCAAAUCAAGAGAGACAUUAACAGGAGGAGAGCCAUGAAUGCUUUCUAAGGAGCUGGAAGGCGAGAGCACUCGCUGGAGCAGCUGAAUCCAGCACAUACCUCCUCAGCCCAAGUCCUUCCAAAUCUGUGCAGCUGAGAUGCGAUGGGUGCGCUUAGUGACAAGAUGCUGACGUUUUAAAAAUCGGGCCUUCUAAUGUAUUUUAAAUGGCUGCGGCUCCUCGACUUGGUUUCUCCUUGCUUCUGCGUCAUCAAAUAUUCCAGCUUAUAAAUUUUUUACAUUUUAAGCAUAAACCAAAUAAAAGGUUUUGCUAAGAA